Messenger RNA from Ilex paraguariensis (yerba mate), 1903 nucleotides. The record is from the annotation of a GenBank genome assembly. NCBI's taxonomy places the organism in Eukaryota, Viridiplantae, Streptophyta, Magnoliopsida, Aquifoliales, Aquifoliaceae.
CAAAAGAGCUCAGCUGCGCAACCUGCGGAAACCUCACAACUCCACCUGGAUCCUAAUGCCUAAGCCUUAAAUCCAUCCACCGAUCAAACAAAACAACGUUUGUCUUUGUCGUAGCCACUCUCUCUCUCUCUCUCUCUCUCUCUCUCUGCGUUUUUUACACACUGGAAGGCUCAACACUCAACGCAGAAGUUACAAUUCCUUGAUGUAAAUUAAGAAUUAGGGUUUUUACUCUAGUCUUACAUCCUCAGUUGUGGAUAGUGGUCACGAAAAUGUAUUUAUCCGAAAAGCCUAGUCCGGUUGACUUCUAUAAAGGCGGAGGAGGAGGAGGAGGAGGAGGAGGAGGAGAAGAAGAGAGAGAGAUGGUGAUUGAGGUCUCCUCCAAUGGAGACUUGACACCUCACCAUCCACUCCAGCACCAACACCAACAGAUGAUUCUCGGCGAAAGCAGCGGCGAAGACCACGAAGUGAAGGUUCCGAAGAAGAGGGCUGAGACUUGGGUUCAGGAAGAGACUCGGAGCUUGAUCAACUUCCGCCGCGAAGUUGAUGGUCUUUUCAACACUUCCAAGUCCAACAAGCAUUUGUGGGAACAGAUCUCCGCCAAGAUGAGAGACAAGGGUUUCGAUCGCUCCCCGACCAUGUGUACCGAUAAGUGGAGGAAUUUGUUGAAGGAAUUCAAGAAAGUGAAGCAGCAAGAGAGGGGGAGUGGUUCUGCUAAGAUGUUGUACUACCAGGAGCUUGAGGAGUUGCUCAAAGACAGAGCUAAGAACGGUCCGUACAAGAGUCCUACUUCUUCCAAAGUCGAUUCCUUUAUUCACUUCUCCGAUAAAGGUCUUGAGGAUGGCAAUAUCCCUUUUGGACCAGUGGAAGAUGUGGCUUGGAAUAUAGUUUUGGCGUGGAUGAUGAGCACUAUCUUCAAUGGCAGUACACCACUUUUGGUUGUUUGGCAAUUUGAUAAUGGCCGGUCAAAUGUCAACCUUGAAAGGCCUUUGGAUAAUGAUGGGGACCCACUUGCCCUUACUGCAGCUGAAGCAGUUGCAGCUAGUGGAGUUCCCCCUUGGAAUUGGAGAGAGACCCCUGGAAAUGGUGGGGAGGAGCACUCUUCGUAUGGUGGGAGGGUCAUAACAGUUAAGUGGGGGGAAUACAUUAGAAGAGUUGGUAUUGAUGGAACUGCUGAUGCAAUUAAGGAGGCUAUCAAAUCUGCUUUUGGCUUGCGAACUAAACGGGCCUUUUGGCUGGAGGAUGAAGAUACUGUUGUCCGGAGUCUUGACAGAGACAUGCCUUUGGGAAAUUAUGCACUUCAUCUUGAUGAAGGAGUGUCCAUAAAGGUUUGCCUUUAUGAUGAUCCUGAUCAAAUGGCUGUUCGUGCUGAGGGCAAAACGCUUUAUAGUGAAAAUGAUUUUCGCAAUUUCCUCACUCACCGUGGCUUGAUUGGUUUGAGGGAGAUUAAUAGCUACCGAUGCUUUGAUAAUUUGGAUGAUCUCCGUCCUGGUGCAAUGUAUCAGGGGGUGAGACAUCUGGGGGACUAGAAUCUUGUUUUCUUGGAGCAGAAAGUUUGAUAUGAUCUUCUAGAACUGGUUUUAAGCUCUACCUCCUGUGCCCCUCCUUUAGUUUUGCAGGUUGAACCUGUAAACUUUAAAUUAUCUGUAAGUAUCAUUAAGAAUUCCGGUUUUUUAGACUUCCAGCUGAAUGUUUUAAUCCUUUUGGCAACCAAAUCACAUUUCAUUUGGGUUGUGUAGUAUUUUUCUUUCAUUAAUGGUCCUUAGACCUAAAUUUCAAGGACGUUGAAAAAAAAACUUUAGCUACAUUUUUUUUAGCAAUAAUGUCUCAGCCUGUGGUCAUAUAGCUUAGACAUAUUCACCGCCUCAAGUCGGAGUCGGAUGAGAGGCAUUAGGCUAUCGAGUCG